Filobasidium floriforme is the source of this 825-nucleotide messenger RNA. RefSeq names its product Tat binding protein 1-interacting protein-domain-containing protein. Gene Ontology annotation, cellular component: condensed nuclear chromosome; DNA recombinase auxiliary factor complex. The transcript is spliced from 10 exons. The coding region runs from base 1 to 825 and encodes 274 amino acids. Gene Ontology annotation, biological process: meiotic joint molecule formation; meiotic strand invasion involved in reciprocal meiotic recombination; homologous chromosome pairing at meiosis. The record is from RefSeq and is a predicted model, not a curated record. Gene Ontology annotation, molecular function: double-stranded DNA binding; recombinase activator activity. Lineage: Eukaryota; Fungi; Basidiomycota; Tremellomycetes; Filobasidiales; Filobasidiaceae.
AUGCCAGCCAAGGCUGCUACCAAAUCAGCGGAGAAGGCCGUCAAGGGAGACGAAGCCGAAGAAGUAGUACUCAAGUACCUCAAGCAGGUCAACCGACCCUAUGCUGCCACCGACAUCUCGGCGAAUCUCAAGAACAAGGUAACCAAGACAAACGCUCAGAAGGUUCUUGGAUCUCUAGCCGAUAAAGGCCUUCUCACUUGCAAGACGUACGGAAAGCAGUCGAUAUACGUGUACAAUCAAGCCAAUCUCGAAACUCUGCCUGCGGAAGGUCUUGCGGACAUUGACAACGAUAUCAAGGUGGUCGCCGACGAUCUCGAAGCGGUCAAGAAGAAGCUGAAGAAUGUCGGGGCUGCUGUUGCCAAUCUCACCGCUCAACCUAAAACUGAGGAUCUCCCUGCGACGCUGAAACGUAUUCAAGCCGAGAACGAUGCUUUGGUAGCCGCUUUGACUCCUCUACGAAAAGCUGCUACAGGGGGUGAAGAUAAGCAGGAUAACAACGGACAAGCCGGUCCAAUGAGUAAGGCGGAUAUCGAGGCGAUCGAGAAGGAAUGGCAGAAAUGGCGCAAGGAAUGGGUCUCUCGUAAGAGGAAUUACCUAGGACUGCUCGACGGUGUUCAGACCGACGCCUCGCCCGCAGAACGUCUGGCGUUCCAAGAGGAAAGCGGGAUCGACCUGGAAACCCCCGAGAUGGUCGAGUUGGAAGCUAGCGAACUCUGCAAACCGCCCGCUCCAAAAAAGAUCAUGCUUGCCGGAGGAGGGACCGGGGCCAAGACGAACGUCAAGGCCGUCGUACAGAGCCCUGGAGCGAAGAGGAAGAGGUCGUGA